Molecule: messenger RNA, 2116 nt
Organism: Entelurus aequoreus (snake pipefish)
Lineage: Eukaryota; Metazoa; Chordata; Actinopteri; Syngnathiformes; Syngnathidae
Product: centrosomal protein of 135 kDa-like
Exons: 4
Coding region: 51-530 (159 amino acids)
Source: RefSeq, a predicted model, not a curated record
UAAAACCAAAGGCAGUUGUUUUAAUGCAGAUGAUUAAAUAGGUUGGUAAUAUGUGCAUUCCUUCUGCUAAACUUUGGUGUGUCCAUAGGCUACAACUGGAGCAGACGCAACAAUUACUUUCCGACCUCCAACAAACGCUGUCUGUCAAGACUAAGGAGCUGCGGGCUGCUCAUGUUGAAAUGGAAACACUUGAAGAAACAAUCGGGGUGCUGAAUCAUCAGGUGUCCCAAGUACAAGCAGGAAGCAGAGCUCCUUCAGCACUGGAUAAGGAGAAAGAUGCUCUGCUGGAUAAGGUGGAUCAGAAGACAGAGAAGCUGGUUGUUCUUCAGGAGGAGCUUGCAAUAAAGGAAAAAACCCUUGAAGAUGUGAGGCACACAGUCACCGUAAUGGACAAAUCAUUGGCUCAGCUGCAGGGAGCGCUAAGCAGUCCAGUGGCGACCUGCUUUACACCACUGCAUCCCACGCUUGGCAUUGGACGUGGUGAUGUAUGGCUUAGAUGCAGCUGCCGGCCAUUGAAACCCAUUCCAUGAAGCUCACUGCGUACUGUACGUGGGCUAAUUGGAAGGUCACAUGAAGUUUGGAGCUCUGUAGCAACUGACUGUGCAGAAAGUCUUUGCACUAUGCGCUUCAGCAUCCGCUGACCCCUCUCUGUCAGUUUACAUGGCCUACCACUUGGUGGCUGAGUUGCUGUUGUUCCCAAACACUUCCAUUUUCUUAUAAUAAAGCCGACAGUUGACUUUGGAAUAUUUAGGAGCGAGGAAAUUUCACGACUGGAUUUGUUGCACAGGUUCUAUGACAGUUCCACGCUGGAAAUCACUAAGCUCAUGAGAGCGGCCCAUUCUUUCACAAAUGUUUGUAGAAACAAGUGCUUGGUUUUAUACACCUAUGGCCGGGCCAAGUGAUUAGGACCCCUGAUUCUCAUCAUCUGGAUGGGUGGCCAAAUACUUUUGGCAAUAUAGUGUAGCUAGCUAGCACAAAUAUACAUAAAUUAAUAGAACCAAUCAAGGUCUAUUUAUUUACACACCUUGUCAAAAUCACCCAAGGUGUCCCAUUAGUUUGGGCUGCAAAUUGUUUUGGUCUUGAAAGUUUUAACAUUGUAUGAUUCAUAACCAACCCCAUUUAAAUGUAAAUAACCAUAAUAGUUAGACAACAAAAAUACAGCACAAACGAAGGGGACACUUUUAGGGAGAUUUUGACAUAGUUCAGGGGCUGAUUAUAAAUAACACAAUAACAUAACUAAUGGACAAUAUUUGUCAGCACAGACAAAUGGGACAAGGUUGGUGAGAUUUUGACAAGGUUUAGGGGCUGGUUAUGAAUAACCCGAUAACAUGAAAACCUUAGUAGCUAGACAAAAUAAAUAAUUUGCAGCUCAAACGAAAGGGACUAAUUUAGGGACAAGGUGCGUGUGUGUUUCUGAAUAAUAAAACGUUAAAAACUGCUAAAAAAAAAUUGCAGCACAAAAGAUUAAGAAUGGAAUAGAAUAGAAUAUCUCUUUAUUGUCAUUGUACGCAAAACUAAUUUAGUGCAAAUUCAUAAUAACACAUAAAAACAUAAGAACAUAAAUAAAUAGAUAAAAAUACAUAAAAUACCAAGCACACAGCUCACAUGCACAGUCAUUAUUGUCUUGUGUUCAGUGACACUAUUGCUCUCGGGUAAAAGUGUUCUUUAAUCGGUUUGUCCGGUAUUUUAUUGUCCUGUAUCUCCUGCCCGAGGGCAGCAGUUCAAAAAGUUUAUGUCCAGGUUGAGAUGGGUCCCUUAUUAUGUUUUGGGCCUUUUUGAGGCACCUAGCACUGUACAGUUCAUCUAGGGAGGGGAGAGAGCAGCCAGUGAUCUUAAUGGCAGUUUUUAUGACCCUCUGAAGUGCAUUUCUCUCUGCCACCGUGCAGCUGGCAUACCAUACAGUACACACAUGCAGUAUGUCAGCACACUCUCUAUUGAGCAGCGAUAGAAGGACACAAGCAGUUUUUGUGACAGGUGGUUCUUUUUGAGGAGUCUCAGAAAGUAAAGUCUCUGCUGUGCCUUUUUGAUGGUCACUCAGGUGUUCAUACUCCACGACAGGUCUUCCUCUAUCUCAGGGGUCGGCAACCCAAAAUGUUGAAAGAGCCAUAUUGGACCA